Molecule: messenger RNA, 978 nt
Organism: Phragmites australis (common reed)
Lineage: Eukaryota; Viridiplantae; Streptophyta; Magnoliopsida; Poales; Poaceae
Product: protein SCARECROW-like
Exons: 1
Coding region: 1-978 (325 amino acids)
Biological process (GO): regulation of DNA-templated transcription
Cellular component (GO): nucleus
Molecular function (GO): DNA-binding transcription factor activity; sequence-specific DNA binding
Source: RefSeq, a predicted model, not a curated record
AUGAGCUCGCGGCUCGGCAUCUGCGCACCCCUGGCGCCACCGUGCCCGGGCAUCCACGCCGCGUUCAGGGCCUUCUACAACGUGACGCCGUUCGAGAGGUUCGCCUACCUGGCGUGCAACCAGGCCAUCCUGGAGGUGUUCCACGACAAGCGCAUGGUCCACAUUGUCGACCUCGACGUCGUGCCUGGCGGCGCGCUGCAGUGGCUCUCGCUCCUCCCCGCGCUGGUGGCCCGGCCAGGCGGCCCACCGUUUCUCCGUGUGACAGGCUUCGGCACGUCUGGCUCUGUGCUCCACGACACCGGCAACCAGCUCGCCGGUCUGGCUAGCAAGCUGAGCAUGCCGUUCGAGUUCUAUGCCAUCGCGAAGCGGCCCGGGGACGUCGACGCGGCGGCGGACGUGCUCAGCAAGAGGCCAGGGGAGGCCCUGGCCGUGCACUGGCUGCGGCACGCCAUGUACGACGCGGCCGGGGACGACGGCGCCACGACGCGGCUGGUGCGGUGGCUGGAGCCGAAGGUGCUGACUCUGGUGGAGCAGGAGCUAGGGGCGCCCGGGGAUGGUAGCGCCGGUCACGACCACGGCCACUUCCUGGACCGGUUCGUCUCCGCGCUGCACCACUACUCAGUGCUGUUCGACUCCCUGGGCGAGUCGCAGCCGGCCGACGAGGACGCGAGCAGGCACCUGGUGGAGCACGGGGUGCUCGGCAGGGAGAUCGGAAACGUGCUGGCGGUGGGCGGUCCGUCGCGGAGGGGGCGAGGGAAGUUCGGCUGCUGGCGGGCGAAGCUCGCCCGGCACGGGUUCCUGCGCGCCGGCACCGGCCGGCGAGCGCAGCUGGUGGCCGGGGCGUGCCCAGCGGGGCUGGGCUACACGGUGGCGGAUGACCACGACGGCACGGUGCGGCUGGGGUGGAAAGGCACCUCGCUGUACGCGACCUCCACGUGGACGUGGUGCCCCUCGCCCCACGUUAACCAAGUCAGCUAA